AUGCCCGCCCCUGUUAGAGUUGACGACAUCGGCCCCGCCGUCGUGAAGUCUAGUGAAUGGGCCACCAUGGAUAAUGAAGCGGAUGCAUUUAAGAACACCCUUACCGUUGGGGGACUUCAAGGAGAUCGAGUCAGCCUUCGGUUUACCGGCACUUCAAUCGCCGUGUUUGGAUGGCUUCCACCAGUGACCGACGACCCUGUCAUUUUGUCAUUCUCGAUCGACGGUCGUCUCGUGUCGGAUAGAGUCCAGAUUCCGCUUGGGGAACGGGAACGACCGCAAGCUGAAAUCUGGCGCUCAUCGGCACUGCCUCCUGGGGACCACGAAUUUGCAUUAGAGGUCAUGGAGCGCACGGUCCUUGGUGUAGAUUUCUUCGAGUACGAGCCGCUACCGCCGGCCACGAGAGUUGAAACUCGCCCGCCUUCGUCCCCAUCUCCGUCCUCAGACUCCAAUGUUUCCUCCACACCUACCCCGGCUCCCUCGGCCUCUGAAACGGAAAACUCGAACUCAAACUUAGCGGAUACAGCGAGCGUUAUGCCGACGGCUUCGAGCGGGGUCCAUCUAUCUAUUCCUACGUCGAUAACAUCGGUUCAGUUAGUCAAUGACGACGUCGACAUAGUUUCAAUCUUAUCUGGGGUUGCGACGUUGAGGAAGGGGACGCGCACGGAAACAGGGGUCAAUCCCAGCGAGUCGUCCAACGACAUGGCAGGGAGGUUUGGUACGGACAAGGGCUAUAAAGCUCCGACCGCGGCAAUUGUUGGUGCUGGCUUGGGUGCCCUAGUCCUGGUUGGAGCUAUCAUCCUCGGCCUUUUGUACCUUCGAAGGCGACGUCGAGAUAAAGUCAACAUGGGCAUGCAAGCUUUGAGCGUGACUGCUCCGUUUGAUGCAAUGAAUGCAACCAUGUCCCGAACACCGCCCAAGAUGAUAUCGACGCUGUUUUCCGGCUCCUCGAAAGGUCAUCUUAACAGGGUGGAGAAUCGUCCUUGCUAUAAUCCCUUGGAGAGCCAGUCUUCUCUGGCUGCUAUUAUUAAUUCGACGUCACCAGAUGAACCCCCUCCCGAGUACCAGCACUGCGUAACUCGUUCUCCUACUAGCACCGCCGCCGUCGGCCAUGCUCAUGGUACGGCAUGGUCAACAGUGGGGGCCUCAGAGAAGAGUUGUUAG
Molecule: messenger RNA, 1161 nt
Organism: Coprinopsis cinerea okayama7#130
Lineage: Eukaryota; Fungi; Basidiomycota; Agaricomycetes; Agaricales; Psathyrellaceae
Exons: 3
Coding region: 1-1161 (386 amino acids)
Source: RefSeq, a predicted model, not a curated record